AUGGCAGACGAACAUGUCGACUUCAAACUCUACCGCUACGAGCCAUCAAUGGCAGCUGCUGUCAUCUUCAUCAUCCUUUUUCUAUUGAUCACAGCAGUCCAUACCUAUCAGAUGAUACGUACUCGGGCGUGGAUCUUUAUUCCUUUUGUUGUUGGCGGCUUCUGUACCUUUCAGCUCUUUACUGACCGACCUCUUUUAGUUCAAUGCAUUGGAUAUAUCGGAAGAGCAAAAUCGUCCGCCGAAUCGCCAGACUGGAAAGUCCCCACAUACUCUUUACAGACGAUCCUCCUGCUCGUUGCCCCGGCCCUAUACGCGGCGAGUAUCUAUAUGAUGCUUGGACGGAUAAUCCUGGUCACCGACGGCGAGGCGCACUCGAUAAUUCGGAAGAGAUGGCUUACAAAGAUAUUCGUGGCUGGGGAUGUUGUAUCCUUCUUGAUGCAAGGUGCUGGUGGAGGCAUCAUGGCGAGCGGCACGGUGAGCGCCUUGAAUACGGGUGAAAGGAUCAUAAUUGGCGGCCUCGUGGUGCAGCUCCUAUUCUUUGGCUGCUUCGUCGUCACGAGUGCAAUCUUUCACAUCCGCAUGCGCAAAUGUCCGACAUCUAGAGUUAUAAUGCAGCCUAUACCAUGGGAGAGGCAGCUGCAGGCGCUUUACGGCGCAAGCUUGCUUAUCCUAGUCCGUUCCCUGUUUCGGUUGAUUGAAUAUGCACAAGGCAACGAUGGAUAUCUCAUCUCUCACGAAGUGUUUUUGUACAUAUUUGAUUCGGUACUCAUGCUGGCGACGAUGGUACUUUUGGCGUGGAUCCAUCCGAGUGAAAUAACAGCGCGGCUGAAAAGUGGUAACGGAAAGGCUGUCCGCAAUGUCGUUUCGGUUUAUUCCCUUACCUCUCUAGCUUGA
Molecule: messenger RNA, 894 nt
Organism: Aaosphaeria arxii CBS 175.79
Lineage: Eukaryota; Fungi; Ascomycota; Dothideomycetes; Pleosporales
Product: RTA1 like protein
Exons: 4
Coding region: 1-894 (297 amino acids)
Cellular component (GO): membrane
Source: RefSeq, a predicted model, not a curated record